AUGGGCUUUCGGCCGCCGACGGUGUCGUCUCCUCGAGGGCCGGUUCCGACUAUCUUUGUCGUAGCGACAAUAAUAUGGUUCAUCUUCGCCUACAGCCAACAGGCCUUUGGGGCUCGCAACUUGUCUUCCGGUUCAAAGCCCGUUUCGAACCUUAGGACAGCACAGCAACCCAUCGGUGCCGCAAAGGUGUCGGUGUCGGUGUCGGCCAUUUCCGAUGUAGCGCGGCAUUUCGCCGACUGGCCCCCGCAAGCACCUUACGAUAACUCGUUCGGAGAGACGGGGUCGCGGUUAAAGCUCAUCAGGCAAUGGGUCGAGCUGGCCGAGUCUUCCGCCGUCAACGACGCCGACCGUGAUACCAUCCACGCCGCCGUCGAGACCGUCAUCGGCGCACAGUUCCCAUUCCUCGUUCGCGCAGAGAAUAAGACGAGGCCCUUUGCCGCUCUGCGCGAGAGCUUCACGCAAGAAAGGGGCAUCGUCAUCCCGACCGGCACCAAGACCUUCCGCCACGCCUGCCACCUCGUCGCGACCCUCCGGCGGACGCUCCGCACCUCGCUGCCGAUAGAGGUCUUCUACGCCGGGGAGAAGGACCUCCCGGCCAGCCAGAGGCAGACCCUGGCCCAGCUCGGCCAGGUGGACGGCGGCGGCGGGAUCGAGUUCAUCGACGUCCUGCGGCGCUUCGACGACCGGACCCUCAAGCUGGCCACCGGCGGCUGGGCCAUCAAGGCCUUCGCGGCGCUGGGCAGCCGAUUCGCCGAGGCGGUCGUCCUCGACGCCGACGCCGUCUUCGUGCAGCCGCCCGACGUGCUGCUCGCGCAGCGGGGCUACGCCGAGACGGGCGCGCUCAUGUUCCACGACCGCCUGCUGUGGCAGGGCGCGUUCCCGGCCCGCCACAACUGGUGGCACUCGCAGGUCAGGCAGCCCAGCGAGGCCCUGAACAGGUCGCUCGUCUGGACGCAGCGGUACGCCGAGGAGGCCGACUCGGGCGUCGUGGUGCUCGACAAGGGCCGCCUCGGCGUGCUCCUCGGCUUGCUGCACGUCGCCUGGCAGAACACAAAGGCCGUGCGCGACGACGUGACGUACAAGCUCAUGUACGGCGAUAAGGAGAGCUGGUGGCUGGGGAUGGAGCUCGCGGGGGCGCCGUACAGCUUCGAGAAGUACUACGCGGCGGUGGCCGGGUGGCCCCAGGGUCAGGCGCCGGACGGCGGCAGCGCCGAGGCCGGCAAGAUUUGCAGCUUUGUCAUCGCGCACCUCGACGAGGACGACAGGCUGCUCUGGUACAACGGCGGCCUGCCGAAGAACAAGAUGACGCUGCCUGCCACGUUCGAGGUGCCUACGCAUUGGAUGGUGAAUGGGACGUGGCACAAGGGGGCCAGCAAGCAGGAUAUGUCAUGCAUGGAUGGGAAGCAAGCUGUUGCGCUGACGGAUGCCGAGCUUGGGGUCUUGAGGAGCUCCAUGGAUGUAGCGCAAGGUGUGGAUAAGACCUGGAGUUUGAUAUGA
Molecule: messenger RNA, 1497 nt
Organism: Thyridium curvatum
Lineage: Eukaryota; Fungi; Ascomycota; Sordariomycetes; Thyridiales; Thyridiaceae
Exons: 1
Coding region: 1-1497 (498 amino acids)
Biological process (GO): protein O-linked glycosylation
Cellular component (GO): Golgi apparatus
Molecular function (GO): alpha-1,3-mannosyltransferase activity
Source: RefSeq, a predicted model, not a curated record